Daldinia decipiens is the source of this 1193-nucleotide messenger RNA. RefSeq lists its product as uncharacterized. The record is from RefSeq and is a predicted model, not a curated record. Bases 90 to 716 code for a protein of 208 amino acids. The transcript has 4 exons. Lineage: Eukaryota; Fungi; Ascomycota; Sordariomycetes; Xylariales; Hypoxylaceae.
CCUAAUGAUACAUCCCAAUAAAGUUACUCUGGCUUGUUACAAAUUUGGCUACUCGAUAUCUUAAACAAGACUACUUAAUCCUUACUAUAAUGCUGAUAUCAGGACUGAUUGCCCGCGGGGCUCCUAUGUUUCCUGAAUUCCUACUCUAUACCAAAGCUGUUCUUAUCCUUCUUUCAGUUAUCGUCUUGGCAUUAGCCUCCUAUGUACUAUCUAUUCAGCAUAGUAACCCCUAUUAUAACUCCGGAGUUCCAGAAUAUCUGAUCUUCCUAACGAUAUUUACGUGGAUCAUCUACGGUGCUCCACUUGCUAUUGAGCUUAAAGCGCCUCGAUUCUAUUAUCGCAUAGUAGUAUUGGCUGCUUAUGCUCUGAGCUCAAUCUUUUGGCUAGCAGGCUGGGCUUGGAGCGCGUCUUGGGCCUCAUAUGGCCUUUCAUUCAAUAAUAGUUAUGAAGAGAGCAGUGGUAAAGACCUAUGGACUACAUUCGGAUCUGUAAUGGGAGCCUGCGCAGGUCUUGGAGCUCUCAUAUGGGUUCUAUCUAUCGCAGAAUUCGGUUUCUUCUGCCACUUCGCAUUGCGAAACUUCAAUCCUGCGUAUAUUGGCAAUGCAGGGUCUGAGCGGGUUCAUCUGAGGACUCAACAUGAGGUUCAGACCCCCCCGCCUUCUCAGCGUAGUUAUACUACGCAGUCGGUCUAUGGGGGACAACCUCAAAGAGAUUAAGCUACUAAUAUGAUAUAAGACAAGCGACUGGCUAUAUUGAUUCACUGGAUAUAUGUUCUUUUAGCUGGCACCUUAAAGUAUAUAUUAGAGCUAUUUCACUUACAGUGUGUUCAACUCGAUGAACUUCAGAGCCAGUAAUUGAGGUUUCUUAAAUAUAUGCCUCUCUUAAUUAGUAAACGGAGAUAUAUCGGUAUGUCAAUAUGAUAGCUCCUGUCUUAGGUCUUACGGCCACAUGCCCAGGGACUAACUCCACUGGAUUGUGCUAUCGAAAUUCCAUUUCUUUGUAUUCAAUGACACAGGAGACCAUUCAUCAGUUAACGUGUACAUCGAAUAGAAGAAUAUGAGCACAAGUCGGCAACGCAGAUUAAUGAUGCAUUAAUAAUUGCCCGACGGAGAUGCAGUGGGGAUUAUGAAGCUCCAAAGAAAAGGGGGAGGGGAAGGGAGUUAAUGAACUGCCGGUAGGUGGGGAAUCCGACG